GUCGACAGUAAUUUCUGAAAACUGAAAACCACAGUAAAGUUAGAAGUUGGAACGUGUCCAUAUUAUAUUUAAAUUUAUAUUAUCGUCCUUAUUUUGAUCAAGAAUAAAACAACGAAAUUUCGUCUUCACAUCACGCAGAAUAUAGUACCAAAAUGAACAGUUCAUAUCAAGGGGGUGUACCCGACGAUGAUUAUGAUGUAUUUCAAACAUUGUCUACAACAAUUGGAAGCAAUAUAAAGAAGAUAUCACAAAAUGUGUCAUCCAUGUCAAAAAUGGUUAAUCAAUUGCAAACACCGCAAGAUUCACAAGAACUUCGGAAACAGCUGCGUCAGAUACAAAACUACACCCAAAAACUUGCCAAAGAUACUUCAAUCAUGCUGAUGGAUCUAAUGAAAAUGCCCGUGGAUAAACCAGAUCAGAAGCUAAACAAAGACAGGCUGAGUGAUGAAUAUAUGGCUACACUAAAUGCUUUUCAGGCAACCCAAAGAACUGCAGCCCAAAAGUCGAAAGAAGAUAUCAGAAAAGUUAAAGCACAGAAUAUUAACAUUGGUGAUCCUUUUGCUGUUGGUGGAAACAAGGAAUUGCUGGAAUUGGGUGAACCACCAAAGAAACAGGAGCAAAUGACUAUGCAGUCAGAGCGAGAGCUUAUGGAACUUGAACAGCGCGAGAACGAUAUAAGACAAUUGGAGAGUAACAUAAUGGAUGUCAACCAAAUAUUCAAGGAUCUUGGAACUAUGAUACAUGAUCAAGGUACUGUGGUGGACUCUAUUGAAUCAAAUGUAGAGUGUACAUUGCAAAAUGUCGAAAAUGCCACACAGGAAUUGAGUACCGCUGCUACAUAUAAGAAUAAGCUGCGUAAGAAGAAAGUCUACCUGACGUUGAUACUCAUAAUAGUGAUAUCUAUUAUUUUUAUUAUUAUUUUCCAUAAUUAGGUCUGUUAGUAGUAAUUCGUAUAUUAAUAGAUAUAUGACGGAGUGACGUUCCUGCCAGCUGCUAUUGAAAAGUCUAGUAAUUUUGGCAUAUCAAACAAACAAACUACUCGUAUUAAUAGUACUUGGGGGUUAAUCAAGAUGCCUUAACAGUCGUGUAUGCAGAAAGUCGAAAUCUUAAUUUGUAUGAAAAUGACAGUUGGUAUCGACAAAUUAACAUACAAAUUUACUUUUCGACUGUUCAGAUUUGACAUUGACGUUGAUAAUGUAUAAGCUCUGUGACUUAAUGAUAAUGACAGCUGACAGUAACGCCAGUACACCGACAUGUACCAUUUGUUAGUAUAACACACAAUAGUAAUGUUCACUGAUGUAUAAUUAGCAUGUUCAGUAUGUACAUUCCAUUUGAUGUAUAUAUUUCUUAAGCUUUCUAAGUAUACUUGGCCUAGUGUCUUCAGCGUGCGACUGAUCCCAUAGGUCAUAGAUUUGAACCCCGGCUGUGCACCACUGGACUUUCUAUAGUCGUAUUUUUAAUUAGACGAAGCCAACUGACAGUAGCUAAUGUCACUUUGUAAAAUAAUGUUGCCAUAUUUAAAGUAACA
This is a messenger RNA of Pieris napi, 1528 nucleotides long. RefSeq names its product syntaxin-7 (gene Syx7). Gene Ontology annotation, cellular component: endomembrane system; membrane; synaptic vesicle. The transcript has 8 exons. Gene Ontology annotation, molecular function: SNAP receptor activity; SNARE binding. Gene Ontology annotation, biological process: vesicle-mediated transport; vesicle fusion; intracellular protein transport. Bases 153 to 932 code for a protein of 259 amino acids. The record is from RefSeq and is a predicted model, not a curated record. Lineage: Eukaryota; Metazoa; Arthropoda; Insecta; Lepidoptera; Pieridae.